Opisthocomus hoazin is the source of this 939-nucleotide messenger RNA. The record is from RefSeq and is a predicted model, not a curated record. NCBI's taxonomy places the organism in Eukaryota, Metazoa, Chordata, Aves, Opisthocomiformes, Opisthocomidae.
AUGGUGAAUGUCUCAUCACCAAUGGAAAUGUCUCUGAUCUCUGUGCUGCUGGAAGCGGAACUCCCUGCGGACUCCCGGUACCGGUACCGGGCGGAGGACAGCGGGGAGCUGGAUCUCGAGGAGUGGUCUGGAGAUGGCCCCUUUCCGGGAAUUAUUGACUUGUAUGGAACUGGAGGAGGACUCCCUGAGUACCGGGCAUGCCUGCUGGCCAACUAUGGCUUUGCUGUUCUGGCUCUGGCUUUCUAUGGCUAUGAAGAUCUCCCCAAAGAGAUGAAGGAAUUCCACCUGGAAUAUUUUGAAGAAGCCGUAAACUAUAUGUUACAACACACCCAGGUUAAAGGUCCAGGGAUUGGGUUGCUUGGAAUCUCAAAGGGGGGUGACCUGUGCGUCUCCAUGGCCUCCUUCCUAAAGGGCAUCACGGCCACCGCCCUUAUCAACGGCUCGGUGGCAAAUGUGGGCGCAGUGCUCCGCUACAAGGACGUCACCAUUCCACCCCUCGGUGUCAAUGCAAAACGCAUCAAGGUCACCAAGUCGGGGAUUGCCAAUAUUAUCGACGUGCUGAACAACCCGUUGGAAGGGCCUGACCGCCAAAGCUUUAUCCCCUUGGAGAAGGCCGAGUGUCGCUUCUUAUUCAUUGUUGGCCAGGAUGAUCACAACUGGAAAAGCGAAUUCUUUGCAGUUGAAGGAAGCAAACGUUUGCAAGCUCACGGGAAGGAAAAGCCGGAGAUAGUCUGUUACCCUGGAGCAGGGCACUACAUUGAACCCCCCUUUUUCCCAAUGUGUGCAGCCUCAAUGCACCUGCUAGUUGGCAAGCCUGUGGUGUGGGGAGGGGAGCCCAAGGCGCACUGUGAGGCACAGAUAGAUGCUUGGCAGCAGAUCCAAGCCUUCUUCCGCAAACACCUCACGGCGAAGCCACCUGGAACAUCCAGUAAGCUGUGA